UAUCAUUUUUAUAUUCUGAUAUUUGGCCAGCAUAAUAUACGUGAACAGUAAUUACACAUGAAACUUGUUAAAUUGUGAGUGUAUAAAUUGGAUUUUUAUGUCUUUUGAGAAUUUUCACAUUUUCAGCUAUAAAGGAAAUAGGAAUAUUAUCAUCAUCAUGGUUAUCAAGGAAUAACGAAAAUGUCCGUUAAGGAUCUUCAUUUUGCUAUUCAAAAGCAUGAUGUAGAACAUUUGACGAGAAUACUCAAGAAUGAUCCUGAUGUUAAUUGCACGUACUGUCAAGAAACAGCACUAACAAGAGCAGUACGUGGUAGGCUAGAUAAAAUAGUAAAUAUUCUCUUAGAAUAUCCACACACUGAUAUAAAUAUUGGUAAUCAGUUUGAGCGUACACCUUUGUACUUCGCUUCUUUAAAUGGUCAAAUUAAACUCGUUGUCAACUUGUUGGAAAGAGGAAGUGACGUCAAUUAUUUAGAUGUAGCUGGUGUUACGCCUCUUGGAGCGUCAGCAUAUUACGAUCAUUGGCAAAUAGCGGAUAUUUUAUUACGAGCAAGUGGUAUAGUGAAUAUACAAAGUAAAAAUGGAGAAUCACCAUUGUAUCGGGCAUGUUAUUAUCUCUCUGUUAAUGUCGUAAAAGUUUUGUUAAUUCACGGAUGCAAUGUUAACCUAAAAACAACACAGGGAAAAACGGCCCUCAUGGCAGCAGUUAUUACAACGGACGAAAACAAUAAUACGUCAAAAUCUACGCGAUUUGAAAUUUUAAAACUGCUUUUACAAAAUGGAGCUGACAUUGACGCACAUGAUAAACGAUUAUUCACUGCACUUCAUUAUGCCGCUGAAGGAAACAAACUAGAUAUAUGUUCCCUCUUAAUGAAACAUGGAUGCAAUUUGUACACUAUCAAUAAUGAAGACAUGUCGGCGUUUGGUAUAGCUAUAUCCGCUGCAAAGCAAUAUUUUCAAUUAGCGAUAUUAUUCUACAUUAAUGGCUUUCAUUUGAAAGAUUUUAAUGCAAAUAUGAUAAAAUCUAUUUUGUUUUAGAACACGUUUAUACAAUCAUCUAGUUUAGACAGAAUGGCAUUACUGUCUUUAGUAUUGGAUGAUUUCAUUGGUUGCAAAAAAUCCACGAGGAAUCUACGGAGAAUUUUGAAAAAUGACGACUUUGACAUGAUUGAAUCAACAUGUCUGAAUAUGAUCAGGGCAAUAUACCAUUCAAAUGCUCCAAGAACUUUAAAAAACCGAUGUCGAUGGAUAAUUCGCUAUCAUUUGCGACUACCCUUUCUACAUAGUUUGACAGAACUUGAAAUUCCAAAGGACCUUCAGAAAUAUUUAAUAUAUAAUUUAGAUGAGCAUCAAUAUUCAAACAUACAUUAUACUUUGAACAAAAAUACCAACUUAGCAUAAACACUACUGUAACAUGAAUAAUACUUCAAUAUAUGAACUGUGAAAUGCAUAACGAGAUAAACAAAUUUCCCGGUUUUGGAAACCAAAAUAAAAGUUCAUUUCCUAUAAAAUAACGUUUCAGACACUAGUAAAUCCGGACAUCAAUGUUCAUGACACACAACUCUAAACAAACUGUCAUAGCAAUACAGUCAUGCAUCAAAAACAUGGGAAGCUAUAUUCACAAAACUUAAAUGGCUAUGACAAACGUCUCAGACAUUAUAUAAAUUUGCUUUUUAUGUUGUCGUUGGCUAAAAAAUGUGAAAAAAUGAAAAUUGCUGUCAUAGAGAACAUUAUCAAUCUGAUACAAUUUAGUAUGCCUUAACAUUUUUACAAUAUGUAUGAGAAAGUAAAUCAAAUAUUACAUAUGCCUAUAUUAAUCUGAACUGAGAUCGUCCUUUAGUUGCUCUUUUUUAAUUUUAGUCAUUGACUCCACCAGAAACCAAAGAGUGAUUCUUUGAUUAAUGACGGCAGAUCAUUGUUCAAAUUAAAGAAGUACUUAUAAGUACUGUUUAAUAUAAUG
This is a messenger RNA of Mytilus trossulus (common blue mussel), 1957 nucleotides long. RefSeq names its product putative ankyrin repeat protein RF_0381. Gene Ontology annotation, molecular function: protein binding. NCBI's taxonomy places the organism in Eukaryota, Metazoa, Mollusca, Bivalvia, Mytilida, Mytilidae. Gene Ontology annotation, cellular component: cytoplasm; nucleus. The coding region runs from base 181 to 1035 and encodes 284 amino acids. The record is from RefSeq and is a predicted model, not a curated record. The transcript has 2 exons.